AUGUCUUAUAAUGGCAAGCAUCAAUUUACCCAUACAACUUCGCGAAGGCGUGCUUCCGUGGUUUAUGGAUCUAUGGGAAAGGCAGGUCUUUUCCUACCUGAAGAUUUCGUUGAACCAAAAAAAAAUACUUCUAUCGAAACUGGGGAUAAUGGUGCAAACGAAAGUACAUCGCUGAUAGAGCCGGCCGUUAGCAAAGGUAGUACUCGUAGGUAUUCAAGAGAAAUACUCGAAGAUGAGAGACAACUUUUAGAGAGUAACCAUAUCCCAUACGGAGGAACGGACGAAGGCAUCGUUGAAAAUUUUGAACAUGCUAUUAUUGAUAAACGUAUUACAUCGAGCAAAUUAGCUGAACUCAAGUGGUUGAUGAAAUCUUCAAUUCCCUUGGUCGCUACCUUCCUUUUAGAAAUAUCAUUUCCUACAGUCUCAGUUUUUGCUGUUGGUCAUAUUGGUCCUACUGAAUUAGCUGCUGUUUCAAUCGGCGCAAUGACGGUUAACAUGACUGGUUAUGCUACAAUCCAGGGACUUGCAACUGCUCUAGAUACUUUAUGCCCACAAGCGUUUGGUGCUGGGAAAUAUAAAUUAGUCGGCUCGUAUUUUCAAAAAUGUACAGCAUUAAUUUCAGUGGUCAUGAUUCCUAUCAUUAUUGCAUGGAUAUUUUUUGGAACUUCAAUCAUUAUGUUCUUAGUUCCAGAGGAGGAAACUGCAAGGCUUUCUGCGGUGUACUUGAAAUUUAUUGCACCUGGGAUUCCGGCGUAUAUCCUCUUUGAAACCGGUAAGAGAUUUUUGCAAGCACAAGGAGUAUAUCAUAUCUCGACUUAUGUUCUUUUGGUAACGGCUCCUUUAAAUGCGGUCAUGACUCUUUUAUUUGUAAAGCAUAUUGGUUACCUAGGUGCUCCUAUUGCAGUCUCAAUCAACUUCUGGAUUAUGGCAUUUGGACUACUUGUUUGCACUAUAUAUUUUGUGAAACCAGAAUCAACACCAGCAAAUAUACAUCCGAUGGAAUGCUGGAAUGGUCUUAAUAUUGAAGAUGCAUUUUCGUCUUGGGGAAAGUUGAUUACUUUGGCUAUUCCAGGAUUAGUCAUGCUAGAAGCCGAAUUUCUCGCCUUCGAAAUCUUGACUCUUUUAGCAGCAUAUCUAGGAACAUUGGAAGUUGCUGCGCAAUCGAUUGGAACUAACGUUGCUUCAAUGAUGUAUCAGAUUCCGUUUGCAAUUAGUAUUGCUGCGUCUACGAGAAUAGCUAAUUAUUUGGGUGCUGGUUUGGCUGAUUCUGCGAGGAAAGCUACUCAAGCUGCUCUAGGUUUUGGUAUUUGCGUUGCUUUUAUGGAUUUUUUUAUAUUAUUCAUUUUUCGAAGUCAGAUAGCUCAUCUUUAUACCAACGAUGAGAAUGUUUUGAAAAUUGUUGAUAAGGUAAUGUGGUUAAUUGCCUCUAUGCAAGUAUGUGACACUAUGAACGCGGUAUCAGCGGGUUGCUUAAGGGGUCAAGGUCAAACUAAAAUAGGAGGUAUUGUUAAUUUCCUUUCCUACUACGUUGUUGGUGUUCCAUUAGCCUUGUAUCUUGCAUUUUAUUCGCCAAUUAAAGGCUCCUUAGAUGGACUUUGGAUCGGCUGCUGGUCUGCAUUAACAAUUAUUGCAGUCACUCAGAGUUAUUAUUCAUUGGCUGUAAACUUUGAAAAGUUAUGCGACGAUGCGAAGCACAGGAAUGAUGAAACUCCGUAA
Messenger RNA from Priceomyces carsonii, 1716 nucleotides. RefSeq lists its product as uncharacterized. Lineage: Eukaryota; Fungi; Ascomycota; Pichiomycetes; Serinales; Debaryomycetaceae. Gene Ontology annotation, biological process: xenobiotic detoxification by transmembrane export across the plasma membrane. The transcript has a single exon. The coding region runs from base 1 to 1716 and encodes 571 amino acids. The record is from RefSeq and is a predicted model, not a curated record. Gene Ontology annotation, molecular function: xenobiotic transmembrane transporter activity; antiporter activity. Gene Ontology annotation, cellular component: membrane.